AUGGCAGACGCCGCUCUCGUUUCGGCGCUCUGCGAGGAAACGACCUGCCCCAUCUGCCUGGAGUCUUUCAGGGAGCCGGUGACCGUCGACUGCGGGCACAAUUUCUGCCGGGGCUGCAUCCUCCACUACUGGGAAGACUUCAGCAAAGCCACCAGCUGCCCUCAGUGCCGAGAGAUUAUUCAGCGCAGGAAGUUCAGGACGAACCGGCAGCUGGCGAACGUCAUAGAAAUAGUCAAGAAGCUCGAGGAGAGAACGAGGGCAGAGCAGAAGAGGGGCUUGUGCCGGAGGCACCGGGAGCCGCGGAAGCUCUUCUGCGAGGAGGAGGAGGAGGAGGAGGAGGAAGCCCUUCUCUGUCUGGCGUGCGGCGCAGCCGAAGAGCAUCACGAUCGUCGUGCAGUUCCAGCGGAAGAGGUGGCUCCAAAGGACAAGGCACGUUUGGAAAUGGAGAAGCAGAAAAUCACACUUACUUUUGAACAAAUGCACACAUUUCUUCAGGAAAAAGAGCACCUCAGACUGGUCCAGCUCAAAGACCUGAUGAAAGAGAUCAAAGAGAGGCAGGGUGAAAAUGGUGGCAGCCUUUCUGAGGAGAUUUGCCAUCUUAGCCAUCUCAUAAGAAAGAUGGAGAGAAAGUUCCAGCAGGAGUGUCAGUAA
This is a messenger RNA of Eublepharis macularius, 651 nucleotides long. Its product is annotated as zinc finger protein RFP-like. Lineage: Eukaryota; Metazoa; Chordata; Lepidosauria; Squamata; Eublepharidae. The transcript has 3 exons. The record is from RefSeq and is a predicted model, not a curated record. Bases 1 to 651 code for a protein of 216 amino acids.